AUGACAAACAUGUCCUCCCUUAACCCCCCCCCAGAUGCGAAGUUCUUCUCCCCUUCGCCCUCCUCCUCCCAAACGUCUACUCCCGUCCCCUCCUCUUCAACGACAACCACCACCGGCUCGCAACAACCCAUUUCCCUCAACAGCACUAGCACAGGCACCCGAACCAGCGACGAUGAUUAUGAUGCCGCAAGCACAACCUCAUCCUCCAACACCAGCAGCUUCCUAACUCCUCAAACUAUAGCCGCCCUCCGCGGCCUUGCCCUCUUUUCAUCGUUAGUAUCAGCUCUCUGCGCAGGGUCGAUCACAAUUUUUUCUUUGUACGCGCCGCAGCUGCAGGCAAGAUUGCAUUACUCGCAGUAUCGGGUCAAUGGGCUGGCCUCAGCUGCGAGCUUGGCAAUGUACGCCCCCGUGCCUCUGCUGGGGUAUCUCUGUGACCGAGUUGGGCCGGCACCGCUGGGGAUGUUGGCUGGGCUGGGGUUUGGCGUGGGGUAUACGGGAGCAGCGGUGGCGUUUGCGAGGGAGAGGGAUGGGGUUGAGGGACGGUCUCCGGGGAGGGUUUUGGUGCCUGCUGAGGCAUGGGGGGAUAAGGUGGGGGCUGCUAGGGUAGAGGGACAGUGGUACGCGGCGAUGGUAGCCUCGUUCGUGAUAAUUGGCGUUGCGACGUGCAGUAUGUACAUGGCGGCUGUGGCGACGUGUGCAAAGAAUUUCGGACGAGGCAAGCAUCGCGGUUUGGCUGUCGCGCUCCCAAUUGCAGCGUUUGGUCUGAGCGGGAUGUGGUUGAGCCAAGUGGGAAGCAGGCUGUUUGGUGAUGGCUCGCCGCAGGGGGAUGUGGAUGUGUUCCGGUUCUUUCUCUUCCUUGCCGUGAUGCUGUUCAUCGUUGGUGCGGUUGGGUCCCUCGGGCUGCGUAUUAUCGACGAGGAGGAGUUGAUUGAAGACGCGGUCGAGGAGCUUGAGCGAAGCGACAUCCUAGAGAGCAGCGUCCUCCUCUCACCCAGCCGAGUCGAGAGCGGCACCGCCAACGGCUAUGGCACCAUCCCCCCCUCCGACCUCGACGAACCCCUGAUAAACCCAACCCUCAUCAAAGACGGCGCCCUCACCCUCAAGAAGCGGUUCGUCCUCAAUACCGAAACAGCCCGUUUCCUCUCAGAUCACACCAUGUGGCUCUUUGCUUUGGGCUUUUUCUUUAUGAUCGGCCCAGGCGAAGCCUUCAUCAACAACAUGGGCACCGUGCUCAAAUCCCUUUCCCCUCCCCCUACCACCGUCCAUCUCUUUGAUUCCUCCUCCACCUCCCCGGCAACCCACGUCUCCAUCAUCGCCCUCUCCAGCACCGCCACGCGCCUCCUAACCGGUACCCUAACCGACCUCCUCGCCCCCUCCCCUGCAACCCAACACCCGCAACUCACCCCCUCUCCAAUCCAACAAAGACAGCGAUUCACACUCUCCCGCGUCCCCUUCCUCCUAAUCUUCUCCCUGCUCCUCUCUCUCGGCCUGUCCCUCCUCGCCUCCGGCGCAAUGCAAUCAAACCCGACCCACUUCUGGAUCGUCUCCUCUCUUGUUGGAGCAGGCUAUGGGGCUGUGUUCAGCCUCACGCCCAUCAUCAUCACGGUGAUCUGGGGCGUCGAAAAUUUCGCUACGAAUUGGGGCAUUGUGGCGGUGUUCCCUGCGCUGGGGGCGACGUUGUGGGGAGUUGUGUACUCGGCUGUUUAUCAGGCUGGAGUUAGGAAGUCGAUCUUGGGGCCUGGGGAUGUAAAUGAUGGAGGAGAGGAGUAUAUUUGCUAUGGACAGCAGUGCUAUGCCCCAGCAUUUUGGGCGAUGGCGGGGAGUGUGUGGGUUGCCUGUGGAUUGGUUGUGUGGGCGUGGAAGGGAAGGAACGGAUGGGCGCAAAGGGGCAUUGUGGUGUAA
Thermochaetoides thermophila DSM 1495 is the source of this 1902-nucleotide messenger RNA. RefSeq names its product putative transporter protein. The coding region runs from base 1 to 1902 and encodes 633 amino acids. The transcript has a single exon. The record is from RefSeq and is a predicted model, not a curated record. Gene Ontology annotation, molecular function: transmembrane transporter activity. Gene Ontology annotation, biological process: transmembrane transport. Gene Ontology annotation, cellular component: membrane. NCBI's taxonomy places the organism in Eukaryota, Fungi, Ascomycota, Sordariomycetes, Sordariales, Chaetomiaceae.